AUGACGACCGUGGGCAACGUCAGCCUCCGGCCCCUCACCUUCCUCCUGACUGGCAUCCCUGGGCUAGAGACCUCCCAGCACUGGCUCUCCAUCCCUCUCUGCUCCAUGUAUGUGCUGGCUCUGCUGGGGAACGCCUUGCUCCUCGGGGUCAUCAAGCUGGAGCCCAGCCUCCACGAGCCCAUGUACCUCUUCCUGGCUGCCUUGGCUGUCACUGACCUGGUCCUCUCCACCACCACCCUGCCCCAGAUGCUGGCCAUCCUGUGGCUAGGGCCCUGCACAAUCAGCUUCCACGCCUGCCUGGCUCAGAUGUUCCUCAUCCAUGCCUUCUCCUCCGUGGAGUCGGGCAUCCUGGUGGCCAUGGCUCUGGACCGCUACGUGGCCAUCUGCCUUCCCCUGAGGCACUCGGCCAUCUUGCGGACGUCCACUGUGGCCAAGGCGGUGCUGCUGAUCUUCCUCCGGGGUCUGAUCCUCAUUGCCCCCUUUGGCCUGCUCCUCCAGAGGCUGCCUUUCUGCGGCCACAGGGUCGUCCUCCACGCCUACUGCGAGCACAUGGCGGUGGUUAAGCUGGUCUGCGCAGACACCACCGUGAACAGGAUGUAUGGCCUCUUUGUGGCCCUCUUUGUGGUGGGCAUGGACGUCCUCUCCAUCGCUCUCUCCUACACCCUGAUCCUGCGAGCCGUCUUCCGCCUGCCCUCCACUCAGGAGCGGCUGAAGGCCCUCAGCACCUGUGCUUCCCAUGGCUGUGUGAUCCUCAUCUUCUACAUCCCGGGGCUCUUCUCCUUCCUCACCCACCGCUUUGGCCACAGAGUCCCCCACCAGGUCCACAUCCUCCUGGCCACCCUGUACCUCUUGGUGCCACCCAUGCUCAACCCCAUCGUGUACGGGGUGAAAACGAAGCCAAUCCGAAGCAGGGUGGCCAGGGUCUUCUAUGGGAGGGUGGCUUGA
Podarcis lilfordi (Lilford's wall lizard) is the source of this 945-nucleotide messenger RNA. NCBI's taxonomy places the organism in Eukaryota, Metazoa, Chordata, Lepidosauria, Squamata, Lacertidae. The record is from the annotation of a GenBank genome assembly.